AUGCCUGCGACGAGCGCCAUCAGGAGUUUGACCAGCGCGGAGAAAGCGCGGUAUGCGGAGGUGCGUGCAGGGCUGCGCAAUGGGUCGCUUUUUGCGGUCACCUACGGGUUUGACCGCCGCGAGCAGGAAACAUGGUCCGACAGCUCGACGCUGAUGUCGUCGCGCUGCGGGUGUCUGCGAGAGCACCAGAUUUCGAGCGCGCUGCGCAGCAUGAUCCGGGAAAACGUGGAGAUGUGUGUCACGGUGACAGACGGGCCGAAGUUCGCGCCUGUGUCGCGGAUUGAAUACGACGAUGUGGUGCGGGUGAUUGAGUUUCAGACGUACAAGGAUGAGGCAAUUGCGUGUCACGAUGGAAUUCCACCCUACGUGGCACGCCACAUUUUGAACAAGAGCAAGUUUGAGGCGGGCAAACCGCUCUGGGAAGUGUACAUUGCCGACGGCAGCAUGGUCAUCUUCCAUUGCCACAACGUGUUGUUCGACCUGUUUGCUGCAGGGAACUUCCACGUGCGCUUCCAGCAGGCGCUGCAGCGCUGUGAGAAGAACGAGCCGCACAACGAGACGCUCUUCGUGUACGAGGGCGGGCCGCUGCAGCUACCAAUAGACCCGGACGCGUGCAGUCUGCCUGGAGUGGACGUGCCUUAUCCUGCGAGCUCACCGUUUGUCUCGUUCGUUAAGAACGUCUGCAGGUAUGCUUUGAAGCCAUUUGGCGCGUUGGCAUCCGCCGUGACACCGAGUCUCCGCCUUAACCGAUCGUCCCUUGGACGGAAACCGUUCCUGCUUACGUUGGACAAGGAAAGUCUCUACGGUACAACGGUUUCUGGUUACUUGAAUUCCAAGAAACUGGACUCCUUGCUCAAACUUAUAUCGAAAGAGGAGGUGUGCGUGCGAAGCUUCCUCUGCGCUAUCACGUUGCUCUCUCUGAAACCCUUGAUUCGGAAUUUUGACGGCAGCAUCGCCUUCUCCAUACCUCUGGAUCUGCGUACGGAAUCGCACAAAACAACGCCUUUCGGGUUUCAGUCGAAGCGCAUACUUGUUGAUUGUCCGCUGGCGCUAAUAGACGACCGCGUAUUCGAAAGCCUGUUUAAUCGGCCAAGUAAACAGCGUAAGACCAAACUGGACAAGAACAGUCCGAAAUUCUCGGAGGGAUUACUGGAAUACCAGUUCAAGAGAGUUACAACGCACGUUAUGAAGUCCCUGACAGCACAAACAUCUGGAGACUGGACGGGGAAAAGGAAAUACUCGAAGUGCCAACUCCGAAAGAAGAAAAUUAUCGAAAUCAAUGUUGUGGAUAUGGGCACAAGUCCGUCCGCACGGUUUCAAAUCAAGAAUAUGAAUUUUACAGAUUCAUUGGGUUCUGAAACUUUCAUGUCGCUGUCAUGCGCGCUUAUGAGAGGCGUAGGAAUGAAUAUGUGCAUGCAUUACUUAGAAAGAGAUUCGAUGGAUAUGUUCGUAGAUUGUUUUCAGACGUUUCUGGAUGAAUUGAGCUGA
This is a messenger RNA of Eremothecium gossypii ATCC 10895, 1488 nucleotides long. RefSeq names its product Pbi1p (gene PBI1). NCBI's taxonomy places the organism in Eukaryota, Fungi, Ascomycota, Saccharomycetes, Saccharomycetales, Saccharomycetaceae. The record is from RefSeq and is marked provisional. Bases 1 to 1488 code for a protein of 495 amino acids. Gene Ontology annotation, molecular function: N-acetyltransferase activity. The transcript has a single exon.